CCAGCCACGAGCAUCAGCAGAGGAACCAAUAGCAGAGCUCCCCGCCCACGUAACCUCUACCGCCGCCCAGAGGGGACAAACAACCAGCGCGUUUGCACUACCUCUCCCACCAGCCCACCCCUAUGUCAAGCUUUUUCAGGCCUUAAAUCAGCAGUGCCCUUUGUGUUGUCAGCCCCGGCUCUCCAGUGCGCCUGUUGCUCUGCGUCCUCCAUGUAAGGAGCGGCCACAGUGACACUAUCGCGCACUGGAGCGGUCUCCCCUCGUUACGGUUACACGGAGCUGCUGCCCUGUAUGAGGCGAGGCCGGUCGGCGGCAGCUGUGACUCCUAGUACUCGGUGUGUAGCUGUCACUCGCUGUGCGCUCCGGCCGCCUUCCCUGCCUCCUCCUCUUCCCCCCAAGCGGUUGCACCAUUUAUCCAGCCCUGCUCCCAGCCAGGCACAGGGAUCCAUAGCCCGGCACAGGGUGUGUACAGCCACUCUCCCAGCGCACCCCCGGGCACACAUCAUAGGCGGCUCCGGUACCAAGAUGUCCAACCGAGCGCUGUGCAGAGAGGCGAGCCACGCCGGGAGCUGGUACACCGCCUCAGGACCCCAGUUGAGCGCUCAGUUGGAUGGUUGGCUGUCCCAAGCACAGACCUCUAAAAGACCUGCAAGAGCCAUUAUUGCACCUCAUGCUGGAUACACCUAUUGUGGAUCCUGUGCUGCUCAUGGGUACAAGCAGAUAGACCCUUCAAUUACACGAAGAGUUUUCAUUCUUGGCCCUUCCCACCAUGUGGCUCUUUCUAGAUGUGCACUAUCCACUGUGGAUAUAUAUAGAACGCCCUUGUACGACCUCCAUAUUGAUCAGAAAGUUUAUGGAGAGUUGUGGAAGACGGGAAUGUUUGAGCGAAUGUCUCUGCAAACAGAUGAAGAUGAGCACAGUAUUGAAAUGCAUCUACCUUAUACUGCUAAAGCAAUGGAAAGCCAUAAGGAUGAGUUUACCAUUGUUCCCGUGUUGGUCGGAGCACUUAGCGAAUCAAAGGAACAAGAAUUUGGGAAACUUUUUAGCAAAUAUUUAGCAGAUCCUACUAAUCUCUUUGUAAUUUCAUCAGACUUCUGUCAUUGGGGGCAACGAUUUCGUUAUACUUAUUAUGAUGAAUCUCAAGGAGAAAUUUAUAGGUCAAUUGAAAAUUUAGACAAAAUGGGUAUGAGUAUUAUAGAACAACUAGAUCCUGUACCAUUUAGCAAUUACUUGAAGAAGUAUCAUAAUACUAUAUGUGGAAGACACCCCAUUGGGGUAUUAUUAAACGCUGCAACAGAGCUUCAGAAGAGCGGAGUUAACAUGAGCUUCUCAUUUUUGAACUAUGCUCAGUCUAGCCAGUGCCGAAGCUGGCAGGACAGUUCAGUGAGUUAUGCUGCUGGAGCCCUUGUGGUGUAUUGAGCCACUGAACACUCAGGGAUGCCACCUAAAAACACAAUGCUGACACAACCUAGUUUUCUUUCUGUCCAUGGGGUCAUAGCCAAGCAGUAGCACAGUGCUGCUCUGUGAGUUCAAGUGAUCCUUAACCCAGUUCAUAUCUUUCCUAUUUGUUUCGUUUUUUUUUUUUUUUUUCUAAUAGGUGUAGUCCUAUCUUGAGUUAUUCUUCUUUUUUUCUUUUCACCCCAUUUUAAAUAACAAUUGCUUUCUUGGUUAUGGUAUCAGAAGUUGUGUCAAAGUGUUUGUGAACUUGAAAUCUAACAAUGACGAGUUGUGGCAGAUGACUACAAAUGCUUGUAACAUGGAAUAAGUUAGCCUUUACCAUAACCUAAAUUUGCACUGUUUGCAGGUAUGUGCACAUGUACUCAGCUUUCAGAAUAGUUUUGCAAGUUGUAAAACAAAACAAAAUUCUAUAAAAAAAAAUAAAAAUAAAGGGUGGAAGCUUUUUAAUAAAAAAUAAAUCAAAUGCAUUUAUAAAUGAUCGUUUAUCCUAUAUUAGAAUAUAAUACAAUUCAUGUAUAGUCGGUUAGUACCAGUGUUGUACAACAAAUACUUUCUAUUUUAGUUGCUAAUAAAGGGCUACACAAACCAAACAA
This is a messenger RNA of Pseudophryne corroboree (corroboree frog), 2051 nucleotides long. It is a transcript of the gene MEMO1, whose product is annotated as mediator of cell motility 1. The coding region runs from base 292 to 1419 and encodes 375 amino acids. The transcript is spliced from 9 exons. The record is from RefSeq and is a predicted model, not a curated record. NCBI's taxonomy places the organism in Eukaryota, Metazoa, Chordata, Amphibia, Anura, Myobatrachidae.